ACCCGGAGUUCCCGAGGCCUGGCAGCCGGGAAAAACACACCCAGCGUGGUUUUUAAUAUUAACUUUUGCGUGCUGAGACGCGGUAGGUGAGCAGGACGAACUGAAAAGCCGGACAUAUUCUGUGCGGGACCCGCUGGAGAGCGAGCAGUACGACUGACUCCAUGAAAGAUGUCAGAGGAGGUGAUUGUGAUCGCCAAGUGGGACUACUCGGCACAGCAGGACCAGGAACUUGACAUCCGCAAGAACGAGCGCCUUUGGCUCCUGGAUGACUCGAAAACAUGGUGGCGGGUUCGUAAUGCAGCCAACCAGACAGGCUACGUUCCCUCAAACUAUGUUGAGCGCAAGAACAGUCUGAAAAAGGGCUCUCUGGUAAAAAACCUCAAAGAUACUCUAGGUCUGGGAAAGACGAAGAGAAAGCCGAGCAGCGAUGCAGAGUGCUCGUCGAACGGUGUGGGUGCAGGUGCCGAACGUAUCUACGAACUCCACGUGGCCGCGGUCGCCAAGUUUGCGUACACGGCAGAGCGUGACGAUGAGCUGAGCCUGGCCAAGGGUGCGCGCUUGGUGGUGCUGGAGAAGUGCAGCGACGGCUGGUGGCGGGGGCGCUGCAACGACGGUCGUGUCGGCUGGUUCCCCUCCAACUACGUUCAGGAGGAGGAAGAUUAUGAGGAGGAGGAAGAUGAGGCUGGUAUCGGUGAGGGUCAGUGCCCACGGGCACUGCACAAGGUACAGACACUCUACCCGUUCAGUUCGGCCACAGAGGAGGAGCUGAAUUUCGAUAAAGGAGAAAUCAUGGAUGUGAUUGAAAAGCCCGAGAACGAUCCCGAAUGGUGGAAGUGUAAGAACAGUCGAGGUCAAGUGGGCCUCGUGCCGAAAAACUAUGUGACUCUGCUGAAUGAUGGUGCAGCACGAGAGAGCGGAGCCACUGCUGGCAUGUAUACAUUACAGCACACCGGCCCCGCCCAUACAGGCAUGUUUGCUGGAAGGGAAUGGUACUAUGGCAGCGUGACACGACACCAGGCUGAAGGUGCACUAAACGAGAGAGGGGCUGAGGGAGACUUCCUGGUGCGAGACAGCGAGUCCUCUCCGAGCGAUUUUUCAAUCUCCCUAAAGGCAUCAGGAAAGAACAAGCACUUCAAGGUGCAGUCCUGUGAGGGCGUCUACUGCAUCGGACAGCGGCGCUUCAACACUAUGGACGAGCUCGUCGAGCACUACAAGAAAGCACCCAUCUUCACCAGCGAGCACGGAGACAGGCUCUACCUGGUCAAACCCCUCCAGUGACUUUUCAGCCAAAAAUCUGCCUUUAGAACCCAAACAGACCUCAUACUGAGCCAAGCCUUUGUUUUUUUUUUGUUUUUUUUCCGUUUCUUGCCUGGUGGUUUCUCACCAGUAGCGGCAUGCCAACAGCAGAGUGCCAGUACAAAGCAGACGGAUAGCGACAGUUUUACUUUUUUUUUUAGAUUUGUUGUUCUUUUCUGUUCUUGUGUUUGUUCUCUCUGUACUGUAUGGGAAUAUGAAUAUUUUUAUUUAGAUGAGAGAAAGGAGCUUGUGCUUACUUGAUCUAGACAGAUUUUAUCAGAGAGACAUUGCAGAAUUUUAAUUUCAUUUUUUUAAGUAUUGCAAUGCAAUUUGACGGUACAAUCUGAAUAUAUCUGAGCCUUGGUUCCCCACCUGUGUGGCACAGGUGUAGUGGUGGGACGCCCUGUGUUUCCAAACAGAAACAAACUGGUGAUGCACAGGUACUGGCUGCUCUCUGCUGGAUGCACACAUGGACAAGCACACGGGAGGCUGUUUAUGAGGUGAAUGUCAGAUGCUCAACCAAAUGUGCCACGCUCAAGUACAUCAACGCAGAUAUAACCCACGAUCACUACUAUCCAGAUUAUUAUGGACACUGAUAAACUAGAUAUGCGAGCUUAUUCUGUUUACGUCCACAUACUGUACCUUUUAUUUUUACCGCCUUUUAAAAGUAUUUGUCUAAGUGUUAGCACAUUUUUAUUUAAAUUUACUUUUCAGCGCUAUGUCUAUUUAAACCAGUGUGUCAGGUAUGUAUAUGAGGAAUUUACUAAGCACUGUACCGGUGAUCAUUGUGUUGGGAGUUGA
This is a messenger RNA of Trichomycterus rosablanca, 2097 nucleotides long. It is a transcript of the gene nck2b, whose product is annotated as NCK adaptor protein 2b. Gene Ontology annotation, biological process: negative regulation of PERK-mediated unfolded protein response; signal transduction; negative regulation of endoplasmic reticulum stress-induced eIF2 alpha phosphorylation. The transcript is spliced from 4 exons. Bases 169 to 1278 code for a protein of 369 amino acids. The record is from RefSeq and is a predicted model, not a curated record. Gene Ontology annotation, molecular function: receptor tyrosine kinase binding; signaling adaptor activity. NCBI's taxonomy places the organism in Eukaryota, Metazoa, Chordata, Actinopteri, Siluriformes, Trichomycteridae.